AAUUGGAAAUCCCACUUGUUCGGGCCAAAGAAGAGUCGCGCAUUCGGCUGCUCGCCGUCGGAAGACUCCGCCGGACAUUAUUAUUAUUAUUAUUAUAAUAUUACUUUAUUCUGAUACGGAAACCUGACAUUGACAUUUGACAUCAUUAUUUAUCUACUUUUUAAUUUUUUCAAUUUUUUAUUCGUAAAUGGAAAACGGUUGAUGACCGCAAACACCUCCCCGUGCGCUCUCUCUCUCUCUCUCGGCGUGCUUCCGUCUCAUUCUGCAUUUUUUUCUCUCUGAAAUGGCCAGCGCUGAUAAUGCGGGUGAAGCUCACCGGAUCAUGGAUUCAGCAGCUCAGCGUCGCCUGAAAGCAAUCCACGGCCAUAUCCUUCCCGCCGCCGGCGACUCUCUGUCGCAUCUCCGAUUGAACUGGACCGCCAGUGAGUUCGUCUCUGAUCAGGGGUAUAGUGUUGUGCUCCCAGAGAAGCUGCACACAGGAAAGUGGAACGUGUACAGAUCUGUACUCUCCCCAUUAAAGCUAGUGAGUAGAUUUCCUGAUCAUCCCAAUAUUGGCACAUUGCAUGAUAAUUUUGUGCACUCAGUUGAGACUUUCCGAGAUCACAAAUAUCUGGGUUCACGAAUUCAGGUCGAUGGAACAAUUGGAGAGUACAAAUGGAUGACGUAUGGAGAAGCAGGUACUGCCCGAUCAGCAAUAGGCUCUGGACUAAUGUAUCACAGGCUAACUAAGGGAUCCUGCGUUGGGCUAUACUUCAUCAACAGACCAGAAUGGCUUAUUGUUGAUCAUGCCUGCUCUGCAUACUCAUUUAUAUCAGUACCUUUAUAUGACACUCUAGGCCCAGACGCUGCCAAGUAUAUUGUAAAUCAUGCUGUUGUACAAGCUAUAUUUUGUUUGCCACAAACAUUGAAUACUUUGCUGAACUUUUUGUCUGAGACUCCAUCUGUAAGACUAGUAGUGGUUGUUGGUGGGGUAGAUGAUCAGUUGCUUGCAGUCUCAUCUACAGCUGGAAUUGAGGUUGUCUCAUAUUCCAAAUUGCUUAAACAGGGCAGCAGUAGUAUUCAGCCUUUUUGUCCACCGAAACCAAAUGAGACUGCAACUAUUUGCUAUACAAGUGGUACAACUGGGGCACCAAAGGGAGCUGUAUUAUCCCAUGGAAACCUGAUUGCAAGUGUUGCUGGGGCCAGCCUUGCUAUUAAAUUCAAUUCCUCUGACAUUUACAUAUCAUAUCUUCCUUUGGCACACAUCUAUGAACGGGCUAACAUGGUCAUGACAACAUAUUCUGGAGUUGCGGUUGGAUUCUACCAGGGAGACAAUUUGAAAUUAAUGGAUGAUAUGGUUGCUCUAAGACCCACUAUCUUCUGCAGUGUUCCACGGCUGUUCAACAGAAUAUAUGCUGGCAUUGCAAAUGCUGUGAAGACAUCUGGUGUUCUUAGGGAGAGGAUAUUUAAUGUUGCAUACAAUGCUAAGAAGCAAGCGAUAUUGAGUGGCAACAAUCCAUCUCUGGUGUGGGACAGAUUAGUAUUUAAUAAAAUUAAGGAAAAGCUUGGAGGACGAGUUCGGUUAAUGGGUUCAGGUGCCUCACCUUUGUCUCCAAAUGUCAUGGACUUUUUGAGGGUAUGCUUUGGGUGUCCGGUUAUCGAAGGUUAUGGAAUGACUGAAACAUCUUGUAUUAUAAGCUCAAUGUCACAGAGUGACAAUCUAUCUGGUCAUGUUGGCGCGCCAAAUUCAGCUUGUGAAGUAAAGCUAGUUGAUGUUCCUGAAAUGAAUUAUACUUCAGAGGAUCGGCCCCAUCCCCGGGGAGAAGUUUGUGUUAGGGGUCCCACUGUUUUCCAAGGCUACUAUAACGAUGAAGUGCAGACUAGGGAAGUUAUUGAUGAAGAUGGAUGGUUGCAUACAGGAGACAUAGGGCUGUGGUUGCCUGGAGGACGCCUGAAGAUUAUUGAUAGGAAGAAGAACAUUUUUAAGCUGGCACAGGGAGAAUACAUAGCUCCAGAGAAAAUUGAGAAUGUGUAUGCUAAAUGCAAAUUUGUUGCUCAGUGCUUUGUGUAUGGUGACAGCCUGAACUCUUCCUUGGUAGCUGUUGUCUCAGUGGACCAAGAUACAAUGAAAGCAUGGGCUGCAUCUCAAGGCAUUAAGGUUGAAAGUUUAGAACGGCUCUGCGGUGACCCAAGAGCAAGGACUGCUGUCCUGGCCGAUAUGGAUGCUGUUGGGAGGGAAGCGCAGCUGAGAGGUUUUGAGUUAGUUAAAGCGGUGACUCUGGUGCAUGAACCUUUUACCUUGGAGAAUGGUCUGCUCACUCCAACAUUCAAGGUCAAGAGACUUCAAGCUAAGGCAUACUUUGCUAAAGCCAUAUCCAAUAUGUAUGCAGAGCUUUCAACGUCUGAUCCAUCUCCACAGAAAAUGUUGUGAAAUAAAGCAGAGAAAGAGACUCGAAAGCCAAGCACCAUAGCUUCCGCCUUGAGAAUGUGGUGGAAGAUGCUGGUGUUAAAAGGCUCAAAACUGACAUGCACGUUGUAGCAUUUAUUCUGAUAAUUUUUUUUUUUACCAUUUCAUUUUCAAAAAUAAAUCAUGGGUAAAUUAAGUUGUAAAUUAAACAUGUUGUCCUCGUUCACUAAUAUAUUUUUUAUCUCGUGUACAUGGAUCUGAGUAUAAGCAUGAAUAUGGAGUAUAUUUUAUGAAUUUUACUGCCAA
Molecule: messenger RNA, 2692 nt
Organism: Malania oleifera
Lineage: Eukaryota; Viridiplantae; Streptophyta; Magnoliopsida; Santalales; Ximeniaceae
Product: long chain acyl-CoA synthetase 6, peroxisomal-like
Exons: 23
Coding region: 284-2410 (708 amino acids)
Biological process (GO): fatty acid metabolic process
Cellular component (GO): membrane; endoplasmic reticulum
Molecular function (GO): long-chain fatty acid-CoA ligase activity
Source: RefSeq, a predicted model, not a curated record